UAAAACAAAAGGGGUGGGAGGUAAAAGAAAAUUACAUUCAAAUUUUGAGCCUAACAGACUGCCAUUUCCGGCCAUCUAGAAAUGCCAUAAUUAUAGAAAUUUUAACCAUAGUGGGGUUGAGGUGGUUUUUGUUUCGAAUUACAGGAUCUAUCUGUUUAAUGUUGUAUGGCGAAUCAGCUUAUGCUAGAAUGCUAGAAAAAUAUGCAGAGUCAUGUUAACAAUAGCCAAUCAAUAAGCUCUGCAGUACCAGUGUCUGAAUAUCCAUGACUUUAUUCUAUCAACAGCCAAUAAAUGAGCUGCAACCAUACAGCAUUAUGAAUAUUCAGUGAGUUGGAAGGCAAGCUAAAUAACCCAGGAUGAUUUGCACUGUGUGUGGCUAAAGAGGUGCUGACACUGUUCUCAUCGUGGAGACGAGUUUAAACAGAACCAAUAUCACAAGCCUUUAGUUUGGACAUAUUUUUCAGGUGGUGAAUUUGGACAUUGGCAGUCUUAAGAACUGUCAAGGAAUGGCUAAUAUUUCACUCUCUGUUGAUUGUGAAAUUCAUUGCUGUGAGAUUGAUCACUGUUACACACAAGUUGUCGUCAUAGGAAACGGUCCAUCAGGGAUAUGCAUGUCAUAUUUUCUGUCUGGCAAUUGGCCAUAUUACAACGGACAGCCCCAUCAACUUGAGUUCCUGCAACAGAGACUCAUUGAAAACCAAGGGAUAUCAAUCUUAGAACAGGAUCUGGAGUAUCUUAGCAGUGGUCUGGAGGGUAGGUCCUCUAAUCCUGUCUCGCUCCUAUUUGAUAAUCUACACCAUCCCAAUGCUGAUAUGGGAGCAGAGGAAGAGUCAUGUUUGCAAUGGAUUCAUGAUAAAAACCGACAGAUACCUCACGUAGUGCUUGGUAAUGGAUUGCCAGGUGGAACUUGGCAGCAAAUGGACGACACAUUGCUGACCCUCAGUCUGAGUAAUUGGAUGGAGUUGCCAGGUAUGGAGUUUAAGAAAUGGCUGCAGGAUACUCGGUUACAAAAUGACGAGUCUGCAAGACCAGAUAAUAACAAUCGUGCAAAUGUUUCGGAAGUUGCUCAGUAUUACACAGAGUAUGUCAGGAAGAUGAACCUAGGUGACAACUUUUACUCAAAUGUGAAGGUCACAUCCGUCAAAAAGCUGACAGGAAUGCGAGUUAUAAAUUCCGAAAACGGAGAGCCUGAGAUUGCGUGUCGACGAUGUCGAAGGCUUGAAGGAGAAAACAUGUUUGAAGUGAAAGGCAUUGCGAGGCACAAUGAUUUGGGUACGGAGGAACCCUUUUGUAUCUUUACACCGAAUGUUGUCCUUGCCACAGGCACAAGCGAUGACCCUAAUAGACUCUUUGUACCAGGAGAAGACCUAAAUUAUGUUUCACACAAUUUAAAGAAAUUAGAGGAGGCUAUAGUGAACGAAGAAAUUGUCUCAAAUUCCGACCCAGUGUUGAUAGUUGGAGCCGGACUGAGCGCUGCUGAUGCAAUACUAUACACACAGAGUUUGAAUAUUCCUGUUAUGCACGCUUUCAGGCGAAAAGCUAGCAACAAAAAUCAACCUCUGAGGAGUCUGCCGAAACUCCUGUACCCCGAGUACAAUCUAAUCUACAAUAUGAUGAACAGUGGACCGCAAUCUAACAAAAAUUACCUCAAUUUACAGCAGCAUACUCUUGUAGAGUUCAGGUCGGACAGGACAGUGUUAUUAAAGAAUUCAGAAGGCACAGAGAGAGAGAUAAAAGUCUCACAUGCUUGUGUUCUGAUUGGUUCCAAACCAAAGUUAGACUUUCUUCCUGACAAUGGCAAGUCUUACAGUGUACACACGAACUCUCCUGUCACUUGUAAAGGCAAUCCGAUACAUGUAGAUCCAUACACAAUGGAAAGCAACAUGGAACCGGGUCUGUAUGCAAUAGGUCCGUUAGUGGGCGACAACUUUGUCCGCUUUCUCCAGGGGGGUGCAUUGGCAGUUGCAUCAAACUUAAUCCAGAAGAAAACUUCAUCACACUUAUCCUCUCCAAAUCGCCUUGAGAGAUAAACAACUUUUACUUUAAGUCAAUAAUAAAAAUAUACUGGUAGUACAGUAUCUGUAAUUACAAUUAAAUUUUAUCAUGCAAAAUGAUCCAGUUGUGCAAAAGAGCCACAUUUCUUGGCCUAUGGCCGGGUCUAGACCAUCAAAUUUUAUUUGACAAAAAACUACUGUUUGCCCAUAUAUAUAUUUUGACAAAAAAACAAAAACAUAUCACAUUAUUUUGUCAAAUAAAAUUUGAUAGGCUGGACAGGGCUUUAGUUGUGCCGACCGGAUUACAAAUCAAAAACCGAUAACCAUAUCAUUUUAUUCAGCUGUCUUGGUUGUUACAGUGAUGAUAUAAUUCAAUAAAAACUGAAUAGUACCACAUCUUAAAAAUUAUACUAUUGCUCAAAUAUUCUAGAUGGAAAUAAUUCAUUUUAAACUGAUGCACAUGAGAGACUUAGUUGAGCAAACAGCUCAGCAGCAACAUCUCGCAUCCAUAUUCAUCUUGAGACUAUAAAGAUUCACAAUGAAUAUUACACACGCUAGUUAUUUUACCCAGCUGAAUUUGCUUGCACAUGGUGCGGUUCUGGGGGAUGAUUUUGGGAUUAUUUGGUUACCAGAGAAUACAAAAUUUUUCAUUUGUACCUAGCAUUCUGGUGUUGGGAUUUAAUUAUCUAUAUUUAUAUUUUAUUGUUUUGGUAUUUUCAUGUAAAUAUGUCAAGUGUUGUGUAAAACCUCAAAGUAUAAAUUAUCAUCCUUGCUAUUUAUUUAAAUGCUGUUUCUUUACAUCAUCUGGUGUAAAUAUAGAUAAAACUUUAUUUUUAAUAUUUGUAAUGUUUACCAUAUAUAUAU
This is a messenger RNA of Anneissia japonica, 2858 nucleotides long. Its product is annotated as oxidative stress-induced growth inhibitor 1-like. Bases 507 to 2030 code for a protein of 507 amino acids. The record is from RefSeq and is a predicted model, not a curated record. Lineage: Eukaryota; Metazoa; Echinodermata; Crinoidea; Comatulida; Comatulidae. The transcript is spliced from 5 exons.